Chlorocebus sabaeus (green monkey) is the source of this 3825-nucleotide messenger RNA. It is a transcript of the gene TEX35, whose product is annotated as testis expressed 35. NCBI's taxonomy places the organism in Eukaryota, Metazoa, Chordata, Mammalia, Primates, Cercopithecidae. Gene Ontology annotation, cellular component: nucleus. The record is from RefSeq and is a predicted model, not a curated record.
GGAGGAAGAGCAAGAACCUGUCUCUUCAUAAGUAAAUAAUCAUUAUUCAGGAUCGCCACAUGGAUUUCCCCAGUCCCCCCAGAACAUAUUGAUAAAACAAUGGUGUACAAUGUUUGAAAACAUAAAUAGUAAACGCUGUGAGAAGGCACAAGCCCAGAGCUGUGGGUCUGUAGUUAAAAUUCUGCCCAAGUGAUAAUACCAUGUGUACAUACAUAGAUAAUUUUUUGCUUUAUAAAGUGGUUUUGCAUUGAGACACUGAUUUCUCUUAGACCUUCUUUCCUAAUAGAUAGGCCAGUGGCUCAUGUGCUAUGCUUGGCUAGAAGGCAGCUCAUUUAACAACUGCUCAGCCAAGCAAGGGAAGCUCUGCUGCAGGUCCAGGAGGCCCCCAAGCCAAAACUAGCAGAAGGAGGUGGUGCCCAUUUUCACGGGGCUGGUGGAUGUUGAGGUGGAGUCAGUUGUUUUCGCUGUAAUUCCCUUGGAGAAAGGGCAUUCCUACCACGAAGCCAUCAGAUCUGGGAGGGCUGAAUUAAACGGUCCAAGGAAACUGAAAAGUUCCAGCCCCUCAUUUAUAAGUGGGGAAAGUGAGGCCUGGGAAGCUGGUGACCACCCCCAACUCCCUCUCCUUCCCCUGAUGCAGUGGCAGACACAUUCUCCUCUGGCUGCGGUGGAGUAAGACCCACAGCUGUCACCAGGGUCGGAGCUGGGAAAUCACCGCCGAGGAAAUGCAUCAGAAGUGCUGCAGGUGGCUCCAGAGGUGCCAGCAGCCUCCAGGAAGGAUAGGCCCAAGCAGGCACGUGAAACGGGAGGGUGAGGUGAUCAGUAGCGGCCUGUGUGGAGAUGUCAUUCACAUGCAAUUUGCAUUAGUUCCUGUACUUCUGUGCUGUCUGUCCUCAGAUGUCCAUGCUGGCCUUUUCUGUGCAACUAGCAGCUGAAAUGAGAGGGAAGAGGGAAGUGAAUGCCCAGUGAUAAGAGGAAAGAGAAAUCAAUUUCACCAAUCCAGAUCCCCAGUGAUUUUUUAUCCCAUGGGGUGACAUGUUCCCCUGACUGGCUACUUUAGCACAAACUAUGGCUACCCUCAGAAUGGCCUUUUCUUUAGCAUUCUUCUUUAUUUGCCCCAAAAGCUUCUUAUCUUUAGCUUCUGUCCCACCUCUCUUCCAGGAUGAUAGAAGAACAAGGAAAGUAGACUUUUUAGGUGGGCAGGGCUCAGGGGGUGGUUGUGGGACAGGGACAGUGUGAGGUCAGAGGCAUCAGAAACCAUCCUGCUGAGAUUGGCUACCCCACCUCAUACAGAGUAUCCCAGGUUAAGUCAAACAGUGCAUGCACGUUGAACCAGAGCGACUUCAGGGCAUCCACCAACCCAAGGUGGCUUCCGGUCCGAGUGGGGUCCAUUCGCAUGAGGAGUGCACAGCAGAGGACAUGGGCUGUGCGCUCAGAGGAGGAGGUGGCUGUCCCUGGAGGAUGUCCCGCUGAGUAAGUAGGUGAGUCCUGCUGCAGAAGGAGCCUCUGCUUCUGCCAUGUGCCUUGCACUUCAGCCGUAGCAGGCUAUGGUCCCCCUCAGUGUGGACUUUCCUCCUGUUGCAAGAGGGAGGCCUGGUGGGACUCUGAAACCUGGCCUGAGCCCCUCAUCUCAGUGGCCAAAACCCCCCAGGCCUGAAGCUGUGGUGACACUCUGGACCACCAUGUGGGUCCUGGGCAUUGUGACCUCAGCUGUUCUGUACACAAAGGGGUGGUCACCCUGCCCUCACCUUGACCUGUAUGUUGCCUAGGACAGUGGCCUGGUCCCGGGGGCUAUUGUGGGGAGUUGAAGAACACCCAGGCCUCCUCCAUCAUGUCGGCCAAGAGGGCAGAACUGAAGAAAACACAUCUGAGCAAGAACUACAAGGCAGUUUGCCUGGAAUUGAAGCCAGAGCCAACCAAAACAUUUGAUUACAAAGCAGUUAAACAAGAAGGGCGGUUUACCAAAGCAGGAGUGACACAGGACCUAAAGAAUGAACUCAGGGAAGUGAGAGAAGAGCUCAAGGAGAAAAUGGAGGAGAUAAAACAGAUAAAGGAUCUAAUGGACAAGGAUUUUGAUAAACUUCAUGAAUUUGUGGAAAUUAUGAAGGAAAUGCAGAAAGAUAUGGAUGAGAAGAUGGACAUUUUAAUAAAUACACAGAAGAACUAUAAGCUCCCCCUUAGAAGAGCACCAAAGGAACAGCAGGAACUCAGGCUGAUGGGAAAGACUCACAGAGAACCACAGCUCAGGCCCAAGAAAAUGGAUGGAGCCGGUGGAGCCAAUGGAGCACCCUGUGCUCUUCACAAGAAGACGAUGGCACCACAAAAAAAACAGGGCUCACUGGAUCCCCUUCAUGAGUGCGGGCCCUGCUGUGAGAAAUGUUUGUUGUGUGCUCUAAAGAACAACGACAAUCAGGGGUAUAUACACAGCAGUGGGACUGCUGGAUCUAUGGUAGCUCAAUUUUUAGUUUUUUGAGGAACAACCCCCAAACUGUUCUCCAUAGUGGCCGUACAUUCCCACCCACAGUGGACAAGUAUUCCCUUUUCUCCAGGUCAAGUUCUUAGUGGCUGCAAAUUGAUGAGCAAUGUAUUUGGUGCUUCAAAUAAACAUUUAAAAAACAAAACUCAAAACACAUGUAGGCCUUGUUUACAAGGAGCUUAUAGCUUUAAAGGUGAGAUGGCAAACAUGCAGAAUAACAAUAUGGACAGUGUAGAAAUAAGUACAAUAAUCAUAAGCAUGUGAUGAAAGCAGAAAUGGAUCAGAAAUGGGGAAAAGGAGAAGGGUGGGCAGAGCUCUGUAUUAGUUCCCUAUUGCUGCUGUCACAGAUCACCACAAAUUUAAUGGCUUCAGACAACAAGAAAUGGGCCUAACAUGGAUAUUAGGCUCAAAUCAAGGUGACAGCACAACGGCAUUCCUUCUGGAAGCUCUAGGGGAAAAUCUGCUCCUGGCCUUUCCUGGCUUCUGGAGGCCACCUGCCUUCCUUGGCUGAUGGUCCCUCCCAUCUUCAAGGCCAACAAUGGCCAUGGGAUCUUUCUCGUGCCUCAUCACUCUGACACUGACUCUUCUGCCUCUUGCUUCCACGUUUAAGGACUCUUGUGAUUACACUGAGCCCACCUGGAUAAUCUGAACUAAUCUUUUUAUUUUAAGGUUAACCAAUUAGCAACCCUAAUUCCCUUUGGCCAUGUAACAUAACAUAUUCACAGGUUCAGGGACUUAGAACAUGGACAUCUUUGCAGGAUGUUACUCUGCCCAUCAAAGGGGACUUCCCAGACCCUGUCCCUUGACUAUCAAGCCUCCAAACACUUGGGAACACUGCACUAUUCAGUUCUGUGCUGUGGUGGUUUUAAACUAGGCCCACAAAUUAUUUAAUACUGCUUUUAUACUCUUUCCUUCAAGAGGAACUCAAUUCCUCUCCUCUUAACUGUGGGCUAGACAGAGCAACUUGCUUCUAAUGAAUGGAACGUGGCAGAAGUGAUGUGUAUUACUUCUGAGGUUAAGUCAUAGAAGACAUGGUAGUUUCCAUCUUGCUCUCUCUUGGACACUCAUUCUGGGUGAAGCUGGCUGCCAUGUUGUAAGGACGCCCAAGCAAUCCUGUGAAGAAGGCUACAUGGCAAGAAAUUGAGGCCGCCUGCCAAUAGCCAUUUGAGUGAGCCAUUUGACUUGGAAGUGAAUCCUCCAGCCCCAGUAGAGCCUUCAGAUGAUGGCAACCCUGGCUAACCUCUUGCCUGCAACUGCCUGAGAAGAUCCUGAGCCAGAACCGCUCAGUUAAGCUUCUCCUGGACACCUGGCCUGCAGCAGUUGUGAAAUAAUAAAUGCUUGUUGUUUUUAAG